Messenger RNA from Aspergillus japonicus CBS 114.51, 1277 nucleotides. RefSeq names its product NmrA-like family protein. Bases 119 to 1081 code for a protein of 320 amino acids. NCBI's taxonomy places the organism in Eukaryota, Fungi, Ascomycota, Eurotiomycetes, Eurotiales, Aspergillaceae. The transcript has a single exon. The record is from RefSeq and is a predicted model, not a curated record.
CAAAACAGCUAUAAGUACUGCACUGAAGCUGGCCCUACUUGCAGCAAUGUCCAUCUUCCAAUCCUAUUCUAUUCCCGCCAGGCGAGCUACUUCUGUCCCACCUCGUGAUACUUGACCAAUGGCUCCCUCAAUCCUCAUCGCCGGCGCGACAGGCAACACCGGCCGAAACGUCGUCAAAACCCUAUCCCAACUACUAGCAACCACCGCAACCCUACCCAACCACCGCAUCAUCGCCCUCACCCGCUCCGCCCAGAGCCCGAUCGCGCAGCAGCUCGCCCAGCUCCCCGGCGUAGAACUCCUCGAGCAGAACUGGAUCGACCUGACCCCAGCCUGGCUCCAAGAACACGAAGUUGUGCGCGCGUUCAUCGCCUCGCACAACCAACCGAACCACUUUGCCGAGGAAUCGAGCUUCCACGUUGCGGCCCGGCGCGCCGGGGUGCAGUACGUGGUGCGCAUCUCGACCACCGCGGCGAACGUGCGCCCGGACUGCGACGCCUACUACGCCCGGGCCCACUGGGCGAUCGAGAGCCUCCUCGGCUCCCCGGAAUUCCACGACCUGCAGUGGACCUCCCUCCAGCCCAAUAUUUUUGCCGGGUUUUGGCUGGCCUCCGCCGCGGAGUUCAUCAAGCACUCCCGCACCACGAACGGAAAGCAGGGGAUGCUGAGGCUGAUGGCCUCCGAAACGGCGCCGGUGGGCAUCGUCGACCCCGAUGAGGUGGGCGCCUUUGCGGCGCACCUGUUGGUCGAGGCGGACCCCGCGGUGCACCAUCGGGCUAGGUAUGUGCUGAACGGGCCUGUGGAUGUCACCGGGCGGGAGAUCGUGCAGAUGGUGGGUGAGCGGGUCGGGGCGCCGGUGGAGCGGGUUCGCUACGAGGACUUGUCGGAUCUCGAUGCGUAUCUUGAGCAAGAGUACAUGGGGACCCCGCAGUCAUCGCGGAAUGUGGUCUGGUCGGUCAAGCAUGCGCUCAGAACGGCGUGGGAGGGGAAGUGUGCGGCUUCUACUACAAGUAGGGAGGUGCUGGAGAUCGCGGCGCCGAAGCAGACACCGGCCCAGGUCCUGGAUGAUUUGCUGAAGGAGUAGAGGGAGAAUCACUCAUCUAUCAGUAGUGGUGGGUGGACCUGGGAUAGACACCUAUGCUUCGCCUCUUGGGGAACAGCCUUCUCAGUGAAUACGCUGCUAAACAGUUGCAUUAAUUCAGAAAUUCCACCAAUUGAUUCAAGUAUGACUUCAGUUUCACCAGGAAACGAUCACGUAGUAGCAUGACCGACGGAAAAAG